This is a messenger RNA of Eurytemora carolleeae, 3969 nucleotides long. Its product is annotated as copper-transporting ATPase 2. Gene Ontology annotation, molecular function: ATP hydrolysis activity; ATP binding; P-type divalent copper transporter activity. Gene Ontology annotation, cellular component: membrane. Gene Ontology annotation, biological process: copper ion homeostasis; monoatomic cation transport. NCBI's taxonomy places the organism in Eukaryota, Metazoa, Arthropoda, Copepoda, Calanoida, Temoridae. The coding region runs from base 54 to 3869 and encodes 1271 amino acids. The transcript has 50 exons. The record is from RefSeq and is a predicted model, not a curated record.
CUGAGAAAUAAAAACAAAUUUGGGGAAGUACUUACAGCUCUAAGAAUUGUGAAAUGAAACAGUUGAAACGAUUCCCUGGUCUCCCAGGUAUAAUGGAGCGUAUGGGAUAUCAGGCUUUAGCGAGCACAUGGGAAGAUGAGGACGACAUUAAUUCUAGUCUGUUCAAUUCCAACAGGACAGUUUCAAUUCGUAUCGAAGGGAUGACGUGCAGUAGUUGUGUGAAUAAUAUUCAAUCAAAGGUAGGAAAUCAACCUGGUGUGGACACUAUCACAGUUUCUCUUGAGAAUGCUUUGGCGGUGGUCAGCUACGAUCCUUCGGUGACAGAUCCAGACACCAUUGCAGAUUGCAUUGAGAAAGUGAAUCCAAAUAAAUUCCAAGCUUUCCUUCAACAGAGAUCACCAGUUAGAGAUCCUAAGAAAAAGUCUAAGAUGGCUUCGAAAGGUUACUCUGUAGCACGUGUACAUGUGGACGGAAUGACUUGCGGCAGAUGCGUGAACUAUAUUGAAUCCAAUAUGGCGGAGAUCCAAGGGGUUCACCAUAUUAAAGUCGACUUAGAGCAGAAAGAAGCAACUGUUUCAUUCGACCGGAGCGUGUUGACCAGCGUGGCUGUUGCAAUGCUAGUAAAUGAUGUUGGAACAAAGUUCACCGCCAGGCUCAUUUCGGAAGUUGGAACUCUGACAAUAGAUGGUAUGACUUGUCAGUCGUGUGUACGAAAUAUUACCGGUAAACUAACCGGUCUCCAGGGAGUGUACAACUGUUACAUCACGUUAGAGGAUAAAGAGGCAGUUAUCGAAUUUAACAGUGAAAUGGUUAGUCAAGAGGAUUUAAUGGAAUUCAUAAAUAAAAUAUCAGACAAAUUUACAGCAUCUCUUCCUUCUCCAGCUUGUGCAGUACAGAUAGAUUUAAUUGAUGGAUUAGAUGGCAAUUCUGUUUCAGCUGUACAACCAUAUCAUACAAAUAUAGCAGAGGAUAACUCAGAAAUCAACAAAGCAGAUUAUCAAAAAUGCUUUUUUAGAGUAAAUGGGAUGACAUGUGCAAGUUGUGUUGCUGCAAUAGAAAAACAUGUGAAGAAAAUAGAUGGGGUUGGAAGUGUAAUGGUUGCUUUGAUGUCGGCGAAGGCAGAAGUACUGUUUGACCCUGCUGUUCUUCAGCCGAAAGAUAUUGCACACUCUAUAGGUUUACUAGGGUUUCCAACUCAAAUAUUGGACGAAGAACCAACGCAUGGUGAUAUUGAACUUAACAUAAAAGGAAUGACCUGCAGCUCAUGUGUGCAUCUGAUAGAAUCAACUAUUAUAAAAACAGAAGGGGUUCAGGCAGUACAGGUUGCACUAACCACAGAGAAGGGAAAAAUCAAGUUUGAUCCUGAUAUAUUAGGUGUUAGGGACAUAAUUAAGGCAAUAGAAGAUCUUGGAUUUGACGUCUCCAUCGUUAAAAGGGGAGAAGAACGAGGAUUUCCAGAUCACAAGGAUGAGAUUUUAAAAUGGAGGAAUUCCUUCCUUGUUUCUCUUGUGUUUGGUCUUCCAUGCAUGAUAGUGAUGUUGUACUACAUGAUUGCUAUGCCUAUGGAUUCCUGCUGUGUAUUGCCAGGCCUUUCUCUGGAGAAUAUUCUACUUUUUCUUCUGUCAACUCCUGUCCAGUUCAUUGGAGGACGACAUUUUUAUAUACAGGCCUGGGCAGCAAUGAAGCAUGGUAACACCAACAUGGAUGUACUUGUUGUUCUGGCAACAACAAUAUCAUACCUUUACAGCUGUGCUGUUGUUCUUGCAUCUAUGAUCAUGCAGGACCACACAAGUCCCAUGACCUUCUUCGACACACCACCGAUGCUGAUGGUCUUUAUCUCACUGGGUAGAUGGUUGGAACAUAUUGCAAAGUCUAAAACAAGUGAUGCACUUGCCAAACUACUUUCUUUACAGGCCACUGAGGCUGUUAUUGUGGAGCUUGGUGAAGAUGGACAAAUUGUUUGUGAGAAGCAAAUUAGUGUAGAUUUGGUACACAAAGGGGAUAUUUUGAAGGUUGUUCCUGGUACCAAGAUUCCUGUGGAUGGCAGGGUUGUUUCUGGAGAUUCAUUAUGCGAUGAAUCACUUAUAACUGGAGAAAGCAUGCCUGUUAGGAAAGAGAUUGAUUCGAUGGUAAUCGGUGGUUCUAUAAAUCAAAAUGGUUCCCUACUUAUUAAAGCAACUCAUGUUGGGGAUGAAACAGCCUUAAGUCAGAUUGUGAAGUUGGUUGAGGAAGCCCAGACUAGCAAGGCUCCAAUCCAGCAGUUAGCGGAUACUAUUGCUGGAUACUUUGUACCUAUUGUAGUAUCAGUCAGCUUGGUAACACUGACCUGCUGGCUGGUAGUUGGCUACGUGAGGCCGGGUUCUCUGCCAGUUUCUGACAUGGAACGUAAUAUGUACAGCGCUCAAGAACUGGUUUGGCAAUUUGCUUUCAGAAUGGCUCUGACAGUAUUGGCAAUAGCAUGUCCCUGUGCGCUUGGUCUAGCUACUCCUACUGCUGUGAUGGUUGGGACUGGGGUUGGGGCCAUUAAUGGAAUUCUAAUCAAAGGUGCAGAACCACUGGAGAAUGCCCACAAAGUAAAAACUGUCGUCUUCGAUAAAACAGGAACCAUUACCUACGGUGUUCCAAUGGUGGCCAGAAUUGUAUUAGUGAAGGAGCUAUGCAUAGACCUAGCAGAAUCGUUUGCUACUUUGUUAGCAGCCAUUGGAACUGCUGAGAGCUCAAGCGAGCAUCCUUUGGGGACAGCUAUUGUCAAAUAUGUUCAAAAGGUAUUUGGGAAGGAGAUGUUAGGAAAAGCAAAUGAGUUUCAAUCUGUUCCAGGGUGCGGACUCAAGGUUCGAAUAUCUCAUAUAUCUGGAAUUCUCGAUAUUGCCAGAAAUUCCAAGAUAUUACAAGAAUAUGCUUCAUCCAGAACACGAGGAUUUGAUAAGCAGUUUACAAUAGCAGAUACAGAAAUUGAUGUCAGUUUGGUAAAAGAGUCUGAUUUGUCAAGUCGAGGUUUAGAGGCUGAAAAAACGGAUCCAAUUGUCUUUAUCGGGAAUCGUGAAUGGAUGAGAAGAAAUGGUAUCGAAGUUGAGAUUUCAGUGGAGAAGAAAAUGUUCAGAGAAGAGGAAUAUGGACGAACUGCAGGAACAAUUUAUACACUGAAACAGCAGGGAUUAGAGGUCAUUCUUUUAACAGGAGAUAACAAACACACUGCCAGAGCAAUAGCAGAGCAAGCUGGAAUAUCAAAAGUAUACGCUGAAGUUCUUCCCAGCCAUAAAGUUGCAAAAAUCCGUAAACUUCAAGCAGGGGGCCAUAAGGUUGCAAUGGUUGGAGAUGGUGUAAAUGAUUCUCCUGCUCUUGCUCAAGCUGAUAUUGGGAUUGCAAUUGGUAGUGGUACUGAUGUUGCUGUUGAGGCGGCGGAUGUUGUUCUCAUAAGAAAUGACCUUCUCGAUGUGGUGGCUUGUCUUGAUCUAUCAAAGAAAACAGUUCACAGAAUCUGGUUAAACUUUGUGUUUGCUAUUGUUUACAAUCUGGUUGGGAUACCAAUAGCUGCUGGAGUAUUCUCACCAAUUGGAUUAAAGAUGCAGCCAUGGAUGGGUUCCGCUGCAAUGGCGCUUUCAAGUGUUAGUGUCGUCUGUUCUUCACUUCUUCUUAAACUAUACAGAAAACCUGGUCGGGAGCAGCUGGAAACAGCUGAAUAUCUUUUAGCAGUUAAAUCUAGGAAAUCUGCGCAUGCGCAGUUGAGCUUAGACGAUGUAAAAGUUGAUGCCCUUGAUUCAUUUUCUGCGGCCAUAGCUACGAUGAAAUCUAAAAGAGAUCUUCACUUUAAAAAGUCUGGACUGGAGUUGGCAAGAAAAUCUUCGAAGAAAACUUUUGUACAUUCUUGAUAAACAUUAAAGUGUACACUAUUUACAGUCAUAACCAGAAGACUUUGAAAAGGGAAGACGACCUUUAAAAUAAAGUUUUAAUUAUAAAAAUUCCAAUAAG